Molecule: messenger RNA, 651 nt
Organism: Brassica oleracea var. oleracea
Lineage: Eukaryota; Viridiplantae; Streptophyta; Magnoliopsida; Brassicales; Brassicaceae
Product: auxin-responsive protein SAUR61-like
Exons: 1
Coding region: 96-539 (147 amino acids)
Biological process (GO): response to auxin
Source: RefSeq, a predicted model, not a curated record
UAUAGUUUCAGACAGUAACAGACUAACAAACAGUAUACACAACGGUAUUAUAUUGGUAAUAUCUCAAAGAGCGCAGAGAGAUCAAAGUCAAAACAAUGAAGAGAGGAACUUGCAAGAGUCUUAGACUAACAGAUAUGGUGGAAAAGUGGAGGAAGUGGAAGAAGGGACACUUCGCUGUGUACACCAGAGAAGGCAGGAGGUUUGUUUUGCCGUUGGAUUACCUUAAACAUCCAAUCUUUCAGGUCUUACUGGAGAUGGCAGAGGAAGAGUUUGGUUCCACCAUUUGUGGCCCUUUACAGGUUCCUUGCGAUGGAGGUUUGAUGGAUCACAUCCUCAUGUUGUUGAGAAAGAGGAGUAUGUAUGGUCAUGGUGAUAAUGAGGAUGAUGAUGAUGAUGAUGAUGUGAAGAAGAAGAAGAACCAUGUUGUCUCGUCCAGGAGCAUGUCCUGCAAAGGAGCUUCAUCGCUUUCAUAUAUAUUCCCUCUCUUUCGUUGCAACGCAGCUCAUGAUCUGAACAAACUUCAGUCACUAGUUUUGUAAUACUUUCAUGCGUUGUGGGAAACGCUUUUACAGACGAAAGUCUUUUAUGUUUGUAUGUAUAUAUAGAGAAACAGAGUGUCUAUAUAAGCCUUGCAUUUUGUAAUAUCAAUAU